Cajanus cajan (pigeon pea) is the source of this 2367-nucleotide messenger RNA. Its product is annotated as phosphoinositide phosphatase SAC7. Gene Ontology annotation, cellular component: endoplasmic reticulum. NCBI's taxonomy places the organism in Eukaryota, Viridiplantae, Streptophyta, Magnoliopsida, Fabales, Fabaceae. The record is from RefSeq and is a predicted model, not a curated record. Gene Ontology annotation, molecular function: phosphatidylinositol-4-phosphate phosphatase activity. Gene Ontology annotation, biological process: phosphatidylinositol dephosphorylation.
CCAUACCGAAGUUUCCAAACACGCCGUUAGCUUUAAAAAGAAAAAAAAAGGAAUAUAGCACGUUGGAGCACAUUCCUUUUUCGUUGUUGCAGUCGCACACUUCACGUAUUAAGAGCCCAACGCGAAUGCGAAUUUGGAUCUUAAUCUUCACUUCGUCUGUUCUUCGAUCUUGCGAACUAGUGAGCUGGAGUUUCAAUAAUGAUGGAGAGGGCAGAUUCUGUGCAGAAGCUGUACACGCGCAUGCGACUCUGGGAAUUUCCGGAUCAAUUUGUGAUUGAACCAACGGAUGGAUCUUCUGGUUCUUCUUUGGCUGUUAGUCGAGUCGAUGGCUCCAUGAAGCUCAUCGAUGAGGUUCCGGAGUGCAGCUCGCUUCGAGUUCCUAAGAUUUUUACAAUUUUCGGUGUUGUUGGGAUGUUGAGGCUCUUGGCUGGUUCAUACUUGCUGGUUAUAACUGAGCGUGAAUGUGUUGGAUCUUACCUGGGGCAUCCAAUUUUUAAAGUUUCUAGAUUGAAGGUGUUUCCAUGUGAUAAUUCUCUUAAAACUACCCCCGCUGAACAGAAGAAAAUAGAGAUGGAAUUUUCUGGGCUGCUUAAUGUUGCUGAGAAAACCUCUGGUCUGUUCUUCUCAUAUGAAACUAAUUUAACUCUGAGUGCACAACGGUUGAAUGACCUGGGUGAUGAGUCUAGAUUGCUUCCUCUUUGGAGACAGGCAGAGCCUCGAUUCCUAUGGAACAAUUAUAUUUUAGAAGUGCUCAUAGAUAACAAGCUUGAACCAUACUUGCUCCCUGUAGUCCAAGGCAGCUUUUAUCACUUUCAAGCAGCCAUUGGGAUAGACAUUAUUGAUGUCACUUUGAUUGCUAGGAGAUGCACAAGAAGAAAUGGAACUCGGAUGUGGAGAAGAGGAGCUGAUCCUGAUGGCUAUGUUGCCAAUUUUGUGGAAACAGAACAAAUUAUGCAGUUUAAUGGGUAUACUGCUUCAUUUGUUCAGGUCCGUGGUUCUAUUCCUCUCCCCUGGCAGCAAAUUGUUGACUUAACUUACAAACCAAAGUUCGAGUUAUUGAAACCUGAGGAAGCUCCACGAGUCCUAGAGAGGCAUUUCUUAGAUUUAAGGAAAAAAUAUGGAGCAGUAUUGGCUGUUGAUCUUGUUAACAAGCAUGGAGGAGAAGGGCGACUGUGUGAAAAAUUUGGUAGUACAAUGCAGCAUGUGGCUAGUAACGAUGUAAGAUAUCUGCACUUUGAUUUUCACCAUGUCUGUGGGCACAUUCAUUUUGAUCGUCUCUCAAUCCUUUAUGAUCAAAUAUCAGAUUUUCUUGAGAGAAACGGAUAUCUUCUGUUAAAUGAGAAGGGAGAGAAAAUGAAGGAGCAACUUGGAGUUGUUAGGACCAAUUGUAUUGAUUGCCUAGACCGUACAAAUGUAACUCAGAGCAUGAUUGGCCGGAAUAUGUUGGAAUACCAGCUUAGAAGGCUUGGUGUCUUUGGUGCUGAAGAAACCAUAAGUUCACAUCCAAAUCUGGAUGAAAGCUUUAAGAUCUUGUGGGCUAAUCAUGGGGAUGAUAUAAGUACUCAAUACUCUGGAACUCCUGCUCUUAAAGGAGAUUUUGUCAGAUUUGGGCACCGCACAGUUCAAGGAGUUAUACAAGAUGGUUGUAAUGCUCUUCUACGAUAUUAUUACAAUAAUUUCUGUGAUGGAACAAAGCAGGAUGCAAUUGAUCUCCUGCAAGGACAUUAUAUAGUUUCUGUCAGCCGAGAUACAGCUUCCACUUCUCAGAAAGGAGGCCUUGAAGCUAUAGCUUCAUUUCCUCUGGCUUUUGGUCUGGUGUUGACUGGUUUUCUCUUUGCAACCAUGUCAUUGAGACAAGUUCAAUACGAUUUUCGACACUUCUUCUUUUCACUAAUGUGGGCGGGCAUUAGUGUGGGUAUAGCAGCAUUUGUGAGGGCCAACGGUCGUGUUUUCUGCAACAGACCUCGCCUACACAAUCCCCGGUGAAAACUUCUAUAGAAAUCAGUUUGAGCAAUUGAAAUUUUUAUGUGAAGUGUCCAGCUUCUGCAGCAGGAGUCACCGGCAGAGACCUUAGUUCUACAUCUAGUCACUUUAACGAUCAACAUUUACGAGAGGCUCCUUCUUGCAGCUUAUUAUAUUUAUUCUUUCUUACUAAUUUGUAAUCAUUGUAGCUUCCAGAUAUAUAUUCAUACCAUAGUCCAUUUAAGUGAUUGCUAUUUCACCGGUGUUUCUUACGCACCGUCUCCUUGUAUAUUUGAGUUUCUAUUUGCGUUGUCUUUACAAGAUUAUGGAGGUAUUUUAAGGUUCUCAGAAAACAUAUCGAUGUGAUUCUCUUCUAUUCUUUAAGAAAAUUAUUGAUUCGUGCAA